Vigna angularis (adzuki bean) is the source of this 2348-nucleotide messenger RNA. RefSeq lists its product as uncharacterized. NCBI's taxonomy places the organism in Eukaryota, Viridiplantae, Streptophyta, Magnoliopsida, Fabales, Fabaceae. The transcript is spliced from 16 exons. The coding region runs from base 25 to 1437 and encodes 470 amino acids. Gene Ontology annotation, molecular function: protein binding; protein-macromolecule adaptor activity. The record is from RefSeq and is a predicted model, not a curated record. Gene Ontology annotation, cellular component: nucleus. Gene Ontology annotation, biological process: proteasome-mediated ubiquitin-dependent protein catabolic process.
AUGAAUUGAAGUUCGUUCCCGCGAAUGUUCCCUCUCAUUGAUGGCCCGCAAACUCUACCAUCAAAUAUAGUUCUUCUUCUUCCCUCCUUUUUUCUUCUCUCCCAAACCCAAAUCAAAUCCCUAAUCCCUAAUCUCUUUCUUCUUCAGUUAUUCGUCUUCUUCCUCUCUCAAUGGCCAUGGACGCUCGAAGCUCUAACUCUCUCUUCACUCACAUCGCCUCCAGAGAACUCUUCCGAGCAGUUCGAAAACGACCGCGUAUGGACGGAUUCGUCUCCGCUUUCAACGAAACCGGAUACGUCGCCGUACAGCACAACGCCGAAGAUACCAUUCCUCUCUCUCUCAUUCGGCAAGACUACGAAAUUUGCACACAUUCUUGCUGUGUCUGAUGAAGACGGUUAUGUUAGCUUGUUUGAUACUCGUCCCAAAUGCCCUCUUACCUCUAACUUUGAAGAAAACACAGAAGAAGAGAAGAUCUGCUAUUGGGUUUCGCAUCAGAAUGCUGUUUUUGAUAUUUGUUGGAUUAAGGAGGAUAUGCAGAUUCUCACUGCGUCCGGUGAUCAAACAAUAAAAUUAUGGGAUGUUCAAGAACAAAAGUGUCUUGAAGUGUUGAUCGGGCACAUGGGAAGUGUGAAAUCUAUGUGUCCCCAUCCAACUAAUGCAGAUAUUAUUGUGUCUGGUUCUAGAGAUGGAUCCUUUCGUAUUUGGGACUUGAGAUGCAAGUCCACUGCUAAGAGUAGGCGGAGAGAAGUUAACAUAUGUUCAAUGGGUGGUGUCAACGGAGCACAUGUUUCAUCUCAAGCACGACGAACUAGAAGGGGAAAGGCUGUUUCCAUGAGCAUUACGUCUGUUCUUUGUCUCAAGGACCAGGUUUCCGUAGCAACUGCUGGUGCAGUGGAUAGCGUGUUGAAGUUUUGGGAUACCAGAAAUUUGAAAAAUAGUGUUACUCAGACGUGUCCAUGUCCUCAGUCAACUGAAAAGCAAAGUUUGCACGGAAUAUCUAGUUUGUCCCAAGAUGAAAGUGGACUUUUUCUUUCGGCUUCCUGCAUGGAUAACCGAAUUUAUUUGUACAACACCCUUCAACUUGAAAAAGGGCCUGGAAAAUCUUUUUCUGGGUGCCGAAUUGAAUCAUUUUUUGUAAAGUCCGUAAUUAACCCUGAUGUGUCAAAUAUUGUCAGUGGUUCUAGUGAUGGAAACGCAUAUGUUUGGAAGGUUGACAAGCCUCUGGAAGAUCAUACUAUUUUGAAAACUCACGAUGGUGAAGUUACAGCAGUUAACUGGUGUAGCUCCAAAUUUGGCAAAUUCGCAACUUGUUCUGAUGACUUUACAGUUCGGAUAUGGAAUAAAAACAGUUACGUCUCUAGAACACAUUGUGCAUCUACACAAUGUGCAUCUGCGGUCCCGAUAAGAGGAAUGGCAAUUCCUAGUACAGAGUGCUAAAUAAUGGCAAAACAGACGAAGAUGCUUUCUUACCCAAUCAUAAACUACAUCCAAUUUCCUCAUCCACUCCAAUCACACCACCUAAAGUGAACUUCUUAUCUGAAGGCCACACGAACCAACUUCCCUCCUCAGGAUUUGAUCCUAAUGCAGCUUCUCAAAAAACCCCUGAAUCUACUUUGAAGAGUCCCUCAUCUGUAUACUAAGUAAAACAUUUACUAAAACUACUUUUAAAAAGGUGGAAAGGAAGUUCUACAUUAGCUGAAACAGGAGAACACAUUACAUUUAAACGAAUUCAUAUCACUAUCAACAAUUUUUCAGAACAUAGAUACAAGAAAAUUUGUAUACUUUACACGCGAGAGAACACGAUACUGUGAAAACUAAGACACUUCAUGUGAAGUGUGUUAAAUUCUGAGUGACAUAGUGACACACCACAACUUAAUAUAACAUUACUGAUUAAUGUAUAGCUCUUGUUUCACAAUGGAAUAGCAUCCUAUAAGACCUGUUGGUUCCACUAAGAAUUGUUCAUGAAAUGUGCCCAUUCUUUUGGUAGCAAUAUCGAUUCCAAGAUCCUUGAAGUUCGGCAACCCCUCUACUUGAAUACCAUCUCCACAUAUGGGAACUGGUUUCCAAUUAUAAAGGAUCCUGAAACUCUGAUUGCCACUCCAUCUUCACCGUGAGCACGGCAUUGAAGCUUCUCAACAUGCACCAACUUUUCAGGAGGCUACUCACCAACCAGUGUGGCUCUAAUACUUGAUAGAGAUGUAAAGAUGGUACUUGGACCACAAUGUUGUUUUUCAGAGAAACUACAAAAAGUACAAGUAUAAUGUUGUUAGUGGUUAAGAUUUUGAAAAUCUUUUUAUGUAUUGUGAGGUGUGAUUUGCAAUAGGUUCAAUAUAGUGUAAUUACAUGUU